CACAUUGAGUUAUUUCAAUUGCGUUUCUGCUACGAGAUUCUUCAAAAGUGAUGGCAAGACUCUCGCAUGGGGGCAUCCACAAACACUCAAUUUCCUAAUCGCUGCUUGACGUAAUGCCGAGAAGAGAUGUUGGUUUUUGAGCAUUUGGUAAAUCCAAUUAGAAAUCAUUGAAAGGUAAAUAGGACAAUCCAAUAUGGACAUAUAAAUUUUUAUCUAUUUUUCCUAUUUUUUUAAUUGUUUCAGCCCCAUUGGGGUAAGAAUUGAACUACGGGGUUGUGGUAUUAUGGAGAAUUAGGCCUAUAAGGCAAUGUCCAUUUAUCACGUAACGCUAAAAUCCAAAAUUUUUGAACCCCCUUCUCCACUCUAUGACGUUUUUUUGUAUUAAAACUCAAAUAUUGUUGUACGCGUGAGCAUUAGGGUGGGUCAACGUUGUAUCAAAAAAAAAAAUAAUUUAAUCAGAUUGAAUCACAUCAACGUUUUCUAGGUACCAUUUGAGGCUCCAAACAACUUGCUUAGGGUGUCCAUUAUGCCCCUAAUCCCCCCAAUAUACAGUUUUCUUGUAUGCCUUUUACUAUGGGCUUGAUUUUUUUCAGUACUUCUUGUACUUUUAACAUUAAAGCCGCAGCGCGGGGUUUCCUUCGAGUUAAACACCUUUUUUGUUAAACGAAAUUUAUUGAAAUCAAUUAAAUUGUGUCAAAAUAUCAUCUUUAAUACUCGUUGAAAGACAAAAACAAAAGAAAAAAUAAUUGAAAAAACAAUCGAAAAAAAAAAUUGACUUUAAAAACAUAUGGCAAAUGUUUUGAACCAAUGUUGUUAACCAUACAGUUAAAAAUUGCUAGCGGUCAUACAUUACUGAACAAUUCGAUUCUAUUACACGAAAUGCAAAAUAUAUGAAGAUGCGACUAUAGAAAGCGGCCGUAUGUAAAUCUAUGUCUAACCGUCCUAGAUUUCUUCAAAGCAAAUACCGGCAGAUGUUUAUCAUUCCGAAAGAAUGUGUCAAGAAUUUGUUUUGCAUUGCGUAAAAUGACGCAAUUUUUGCAAAUCGCACAAUAUGCGCCUAAUCGACAUCUCAGAUAUGCCCCUAAUGACCUACCCCCGCCGCACAUUGAGUAACCACGCGUAGCAUAUGCGGUUAUGAAAUUGGAACAAAGACAUUCUUCGAAUGUUCCGAACCGCAGAUGUUCGUGCGAAAAACCAGUCAACCCAACACGCUCAGCUGACCCAUCUUCACGCGGGGGUCAACCUGUUUCAGUGACGGUUUUUAUGUUUAUUGCUAUAAAAGCUAUUCGCCCGGCGUUUCAGGUAUUAUUCCGAACGUAUCAUUUGACCCCAGUUGACCGAGACUCCAGUAAAGCAAAAUGCGACUUUUUGCACUGAUAUGUGUUUUCUUCGUAGCCUGUGAGGCCAACUUUGUACCGGUGCAAGUGCCAGUGCCGAUUCCGUUGCCGUCGCCCGAUGUCCGAGAAGUGGAAAAGAAAAUUCAGCACGUAAAGGAAGUCAAGGUUCCAGUCGUGAAGAAGGUCCCCGUCGAGCACACCGUGCAGGAUGUGCACGAAGUUCCCGUCAUCAAGGAGGUUCCGGUUGUGAACGAGAUCAAAGUAUACCGCGAUGUGGAAGUGAUCCGUGAGGUACCCGUGGAGAAGGAAGUCCACAAGCGAGUGGAAGUUCCCGUUGAGGUCAUCAAGGAGGUUGAGCUGAUCAAGGAAGUGCCCAUCAUCAAGGAAGUUCCACACGUUAAGGUGGUGAGGGUCAUCAAGGAGGUUCCUGUGGAGGAAAUCGUCACCAAGGAUGUGUACGAACCGGAAACCAAUGCAGUGAAAAUCCCCAUCCGAGUGCCGGUCGUGCAGGAGGAGGUGAAAGAAAAGCCUUCGAAAUUGUCCGGUUUGUUGGGAUUCAAGGGUCUGCUUGGAUAAAUGUUGAAUGUGUAAAAAGUUAAGAUAGAAUAAAUAUUUAUUGAAUUUCAUUAUAA
Molecule: messenger RNA, 1969 nt
Organism: Aedes albopictus (Asian tiger mosquito)
Lineage: Eukaryota; Metazoa; Arthropoda; Insecta; Diptera; Culicidae
Product: mantle protein-like
Exons: 2
Coding region: 1359-1913 (184 amino acids)
Source: RefSeq, a predicted model, not a curated record